AUGCUUGUAUUUUUACCAUUCAUUGUCACCUUGGGUGCAACAGCGCCAAUAGUGAUAAAUACAGUCGUAAUCACUCAAACUUAUGGGGUAAAUCAGAACUUGCAAACUGCUCAGACCCAAAUUGCACAAACAACUGCAUCACCUGUGCAAACUGCUCAAAUUGAAUCAGUACAAACUGCCAGUACCAGUCGUUACAAUAUAUUUGGAGAUAUUGCUCAACUUUUCGGUUUUGGAUCUUCGUCGGCUGCAUCAGAUGUGGCAACCACUACACCAGCUGCUGUCACUACAUCACCCUUAGUAGCCACCACUGCAGCCACAGCAGUUACAACAUCACAAGUUUCUGGAACUGCAGUACCCACUACAGCACUGGAUAUUAUAUCAAUUUCACCACUGCCGUUGUCUGUACCCCAACUGGCUUCUCAAGCACCAAUUUUGUCAGACAUCUCCUCCACGCAGACAUAUUCGGCAACCGCUGCUCUGGUAUCAGCUCAGUCAUCAAACUUUGUUCUUGACGAAGCUGUCUCCUCCACACCACAAUCAGGCAACUCCUAUUUAACAACCGUCAACAAGCUUUGGCAAAGAUUUUGGGAGAAUGGAAAAUGGAAUCAAGAGGAUAGCAUUUGUCAAGAUGAUUCUUAUGAAAUACCUUCAAUUUGGGAUAUGGCAGUAUUGGGCAAAGCCAUAGCAGACUCAGGUGACAGUGAUGGGGUUGAGACUACAAUUUCCCGGAUUUUGGAGUAUUACGACUCAACCACUGGUGCAUUUUCGUCGACUCCCAAUUCGCCACUGGAAAUCUAUAGUGAUGAUAACUCGCAAUUAUUAUGGGUGUUUCUCGAUGCUUACAAAAUGACAAACAACCAGAAUUAUUUGAAAUAUGCAGAAGGUAUCAUGGACUAUUUAAAAACGCAGAAUUAUCAAAAUACUGGUGGAAUCAUUUGGAAAAGAGACCAAUCUUAUAUUGCCUCGAUUUCUACAACAGAGGUUGCUUUAAGUGCAAUGAGAUUGUAUGAGGUCAACGGUGAUGAGUCUUUGGUUGAGUUAGCGCAAAGUUGUAUGAAUUUCAUGUUUAAAUACUUGCAAGACACCGACAACUUAUUUUUUGAUGGUUUGGAUUCUGGCUCUUUCUCACCCAACAAAGGUAAAUUGACCUACACUGUUGGUUGUGCAAUCAGCACCUUAAUUAAACUUGGAACACAAGAUGCAUUGGAAAAAGCGUUAGAUUUAGCUAAAGCUGCAACAAAUCAAGAUGGUGCAUUUUACACUCCUGAAGGGAUCUGGAAUAACAGUCUCCAAUAUGUUCAUUUGCUAUUUGUUGGUUUUGGUGAUGCCUUUGGCACUGGAAAAUUUGAUCAAUUUAAAGAUGAAGUAACAAGACAAGGAAAUUAUAUCUACGAGUUUGUUCAAGAUCCUGAUGAUGCGAACCUUUACUUUGAUCUGGCCACUAGUGGAACACCGAAUACUUAUGCUAAAUAUGCCAAAGUUUUUUCUACAUCUGGAGCUACAUAUAAAUCCGAUGAGGAUCUUUAUUGCAGUGGAAGCUCGUCGGGACCAUCUCCAAAAAGUUUGUUGACAAAUGCCAGUGCAGGUCAAAUCUUGUACCAAUUGGCAAAUUAUUGA
Molecule: messenger RNA, 1617 nt
Organism: Lodderomyces orthopsilosis Co 90-125
Lineage: Eukaryota; Fungi; Ascomycota; Pichiomycetes; Serinales; Debaryomycetaceae
Gene: FAV3
Product: Fav3p
Exons: 1
Coding region: 1-1617 (538 amino acids)
Biological process (GO): carbohydrate metabolic process
Source: RefSeq, a predicted model, not a curated record